Messenger RNA from Paramacrobiotus metropolitanus, 1335 nucleotides. RefSeq lists its product as uncharacterized. The transcript has 3 exons. The coding region runs from base 250 to 939 and encodes 229 amino acids. The record is from RefSeq and is a predicted model, not a curated record. Lineage: Eukaryota; Metazoa; Tardigrada; Eutardigrada; Parachela; Macrobiotidae.
ACGAACUUUUAUAAAGUAUACAGUACGCAAUUUAUAGUAGUCACUUUUAUAUACUGGUCCGGCCUGAAGGAACCAAACAAGUCAUAUAAAUUUCGCGUGUAUAGAUUGCUCUUACACUCACUCCUGAUUUGUGGACGGGUGAUUCAUUCAGUUUAGGAAAUUAGGAUUAACGCAAAAACAACGGGCAGCAUUCUUUAGCUCGGGCUUCGUUGGGAUUAGCUUACUGCGAAGCAUUGUGCAUCGGCUAUCAUGUUUUGGAGAUGGAUUUUUGUGUACAAUUUGUCGGUGUGCUUGUCUGUUAUAUCUGCCGGCAUAUCACCGAGCAGCGGCCCUGAAUGCCGAGAUAUGGGAUUGUUUCAGUGUGCUCGCCCGAUUAUAACUUUUGUUAUGACGGCUGACGGGCAGCGGAUUGGUAAAAUCAGGAAAAGCGGUUUGCUAAAGGAAAAUGAUUUCACGAAAGUCUGCCGGCUUGCUCAGUCGACCAUUUCCUGCAUCGACGGAUGGAUCGGCAGAUGUAUGCCAGCCAACGAGACCGAUCUGCACAUCGUCUCAAAGGGCACAGUCAAGAUCCUAUCAGUGUGCAAUGAAACGGACAGUUUCAGCAAGUUCACCAAGAUGACGACGUGUGCCGAGAAGAUAAACAACACUCACAAGGCGUGCGGUGAGAGUAUGCGAACCAACUUGCCGGAAGCCCACAAAAAUAUCAAUCCUAGAAAUCCCAAGGAAAUAUUUCAAAUUGAGAAUCUCCAACGACAUGUGUGUUGCACCAUCAAACAGUAUAAAACUUGCAUCACUCCGUCUAUGCAAAGUUCUUGUGCUGCCGAAGAAAAAACGCUGACAGACAAAUUCCUGGAUCGCGUAUUGGGAGCAUAUCAGUGCACAAAUGCGGUGUUUGGAGCAUGUGUUGCGGAGGAUGGAGUCGCCACGGCAAAAGCCUAACUGAACACAGUAAUGAGUUUUUUUCAAGCGAAUAUUCUCAACAGAUUUGCGCUGCGUUCUCACAUUCAGUACAUCACUUGACCUUCUGCUCUUUUCUCUUUUGAUUUUUUACUUUUCAUUAAUUCCUUUCAUUCCGGCUGGCUGUUUUUUUUGGAUUUUGUAAACAGGUUGUUUUCACUGCUCUUUCCACAUUUUUCACGCUAUUACUUAAAACAUAAAUCUCUGCAUUAUAUGUACCUUUAUACAGAGUACUGUAUUGUACUCGUACUGUCGUACAAUAAUUAAUGUUAUGUUUAUUACUUCUUACAAUGCUGCAUGAGGUACAAUACUUCUCGAGUAGCGCAUCGAAAUUUAUCAGUUUCGAAUUUCGAUAAUAUACGAGUAAAUUGAGAUUAA